AUGCAUAGAAACACAAUUACGCAUGUUGCUUAUUCUAAAACUCAUUACUUAAUGACUUGUAGUAAUGAUGGUCAUUUUAAAUUUUGGCGUAAAGCUGAUGGUGUUGGACUGGAGUUCAUCAAGCACUAUCGAGCACAUUUAGGAGCUAUACUCGGUUUGUCAGUUAGCUGUGAUGGUGAACUAGCGUGUACUGUUGGUGAUGAUAAGACUGCAAAGGUGUUUGAUGUUAUCAAUUUCGAUAUGAUUAGUAUGUUGAAAUUGAAUUUCAUGCCGACUGGAUGCUGUUUUAUUUAUACACCGAAAGAUGAAGUCACUGCAUUAGCCAUAACAGAUCAGGACAGUUCGAAAAUCCGAAUAUUUGAUGCACGCAGUCAAGAUGAACUGUUGCAUAUAAUGGAGAAGUUGCAUGAAGCACCUAUCGUGUGUUUAGCUUUUAAUCCUGUAUUCGAUUGUGUUUUAAGCGCUGAUUCAGAAGGUAUGCUUGAGUGUUGGUCUAGUCCAAAGAAUAAUUAUGGAUUUCCAAACACACUGAAAUGGAAGUACAAGUCAGACACAGAUUAUUAUUGUUUAUUAGCUGCUAAAACGUAUGCAGUUAAUGUUGUAUUCUCUCCUUCUGGCAAAAUACUGGCUGUUCUUGGCUCAGAUAGAAAGAUUCGGCUGUUUCGUUUUGCAACUGGGAAACUGAUUCGCGUCUAUGAUGAAAGUCUUCAACAGUAUUCUAACCUACAACAGUCCAAACAACUUCUUCCUAGUAUGGAAUUCGGUCGGCGUUUAGCUCAGGAGAAAGAGCUUGAUCGGUCAGAAUUCAAACAUAGUUGCAACCUAGUCUUUGAUCCAUCUAGCAACUUUUUAGCCUAUGCUACAUUAUUGGGAAUAAAAGUAAUCAAUGUAGUAACCAAUCGCGUUGUCAGGAAUCUUGGUGGUCCAGAAAAUCUUCGUUUCAUUCAGCUGGCUUUUAUUCCACCGCGUAGUUCAUCAUUGUUGUAUGGUUCCACUUGUAUUGGUUCAGGUACGUCAAGUUGUGUGCCUAGUCUAGAGAUGUUGGCAAUGGCAAAUGACGACAACCCGACGCUGAAUAGUAGUAGUGGUAGUGCAUCAAACACAGUAGCAGCAUGUACCCCUGUGUUGGUGUGUACUGCCUUCAAGAAAAACCGUGUCUAUCUGUUUACAAAUCGUGAACCGCAUGAUGUAAGUCAGAUGGUGAUACAAUUACACCAGGAUCGACAGCUGAACGCGAUAGAAUGUCCUAGAACUGUGGAGAAUUUUGUUGGUCAUUCUAGAGCUGGAUAUUACAAUGGACAUAUAUUUCAUAGAGUUAUUAAAGGUUUCAUGGUUCAAACUGGUUGUCCUCUAGGCACGGGUACUGGUGGUGAGUCAAUUUGGGGUGGAGAGUUUGAAGAUGAAUUUCAUCCUAGUCUUCGACAUGAUCGACCGUACACCGUCAGUAUGGCUAAUGCUGGUCCAAAUACAAACGGUUCACAGUUCUUUAUUACUGUUGCGCCGACACCUUGGCUGGACAAUAAGCACACAGUAUUUGGUCGUGUUGUCAAAGGGAUGGAAGUUGUACAGAAGGUAUCAAAUAUUAAAACUAAUCCAAAAAACGAUAAACCACUGGAAGAUGUCAAUAUUAUCAGUGUGACUGUCAAAGAUUUAGGCGCUGGGAUCUGA
This is a messenger RNA of Trichobilharzia regenti, 1668 nucleotides long. The record is from the annotation of a GenBank genome assembly. Lineage: Eukaryota; Metazoa; Platyhelminthes; Trematoda; Strigeidida; Schistosomatidae.